GCCAUCUGGUCACCGCCCCCAAGCUCAAGCGGAGGUCUUAGCUGUCUGCACUCAGGGCACAGGGACUCAGGGUGAGACAGGAUGGACCCUGUGGCGGGCUGCUUCGCGGAGGAGCAGUUCCGGGAGAUCUGCGCCGAGCUGCAGCAGCCGGCUCCAGCUGGGGCUGAGUGGGAGCUGCUGGUGAAUGCCUCGGGCGUCAGGAUCUACCGGCUGCUGGACCAGCAGACUGGACUUUAUGAGUAUAAAGUCUUUGGUAUUUUAAAGGACUGCUCCCCGGCUCUGCUCGCAGAUGUCUAUAUGGAUUUAGACUACAGAAAACAGUGGGAUCAGUAUGUUAAAGAAAUCUAUGAAAAAGAAUGCAAUGGAGAGACUGUGACGUACUGGGAAGUGAAGUACCCUUUUCCCAUGUCCAACAGAGACUAUGUCUACAUCCGGCACCGGCGAGACUUGGAUGUAGAAGGGCGGAAGAUCUACGUGGUCCUGGCCCAAAGCGUCUCUCUGCCUCAGUUUCCUGAGAAGUCGGGUGUGAUCCGAGUAAAUCAGUACAAGCAGAGGCUGGCAAUUGAAAGUGAUGGCCAUCAGGGGAGCAAAGUUUUCAUGUAUCACUUCGAUAACCCAGGUGGCCAAAUUCCGUCCUGGCUCAUUAACUGGGCAGCCAAGAAUGGCAUUCCGAACUUCCUGAAAGACAUGGUGAAAGCCUGUCAGAACUACCUCAGCCAAACCUAAGAAAGAGCUGGGUUUGGUGCUGCACGUCUGUAAUCCUGCAUUCUGGGAGGUGGAGGCAGGAGAAUUACAAGUUGGAACACAACCUGGGCAACUUAGCAAUUUAGUCAGACCCUGUAAGAGUGCUGGGGAUAUAACUCAGUGCAAAGGCUAUAGGUUCAGUCCCCAGUACCACACACAAAAAAACAAAAAACCUAAGAAAGAAAACUGGGAACCGUGCAUCCAGGGAAUGAUGUUUCUCGAAGUGCCACAGUCUACCGAAGCUCAGUCUUCCUUUCACACUUCUGGCUGCUGAGGUCUGCACACCCUACAGCACGUCUCGAAGCCUGGCUCCCUGGAGCCGGGCUCACCCGUCUGCUUGCUUUCCACUCACCCUGCCCCAGCGUCAGCCGUCUCCUUCCACUGCUGAACAGAAAGCGAAUUAAGGAAACGUUUGCUUCUUUUUAAAAGGGAAGUCCUCAAUAGGAAACAGGCAUUGCAUGGUGCCAUUGCAGGGGGACGGGCAGGUGGUAGACCGCCAACUUGCAAGAGUGGCUGUUCUGGGAAGCUGGCUUCUUCCUAGAAGGUACUUUCUUGCAACCCAGAGGAACUAUCCAGAGCUGACAUUAGGUGCCUUAAACUGGACACGUACUGAUUUGCUUUCUACUUUAUUGACUUGAGGAGGCUGGGAUUUAAAGGCCUAACCCAGUGAAUUUGCCUUCCAGAAGGUUUGGAGAUGUUGAAGGGAUAAUAAUUCACAGCCAGGUAGAAUUUAAUUAGCAGCUUGCACCAUUUUUUCCCCUCAGGGAUUCUACCUACACUGUCCCAAAAGGACUAUCGGCGUCCUCUGCUUUCUCUUGAAUUUUGGUAAGGUAAGAUGGUCUGUGGCCCAGUGCACACCGUUGGUGAUCUCAGGGAAAUUUUUAAAUUACUAUUUGGGUUGGUCUGGACCUUGAUUCACAUACACAAAGUCAGAGGAAAGGGUUUGUUAAAAUGGGAUUCUUCAAACUGUAUGUUACCUCUCUGGGACGAAAAGUGUGUUUCAUGAUGAAUAAACAGAGACUCACUCUUG
Molecule: messenger RNA, 1774 nt
Organism: Cavia porcellus (domestic guinea pig)
Lineage: Eukaryota; Metazoa; Chordata; Mammalia; Rodentia; Caviidae
Gene: Pctp
Product: phosphatidylcholine transfer protein
Exons: 6
Coding region: 82-726 (214 amino acids)
Molecular function (GO): phosphatidylcholine intramembrane carrier activity; phosphatidylcholine binding
Source: RefSeq, a predicted model, not a curated record